CUGUCUCACUGCCUUGAUCCGUCGCCAGACAGCCAAUCACUGGCCUUGUCUUCUGAUACGGGAGGACAAGAAAACAACAACUCAGUAGCAGCCGGACUGUUAUUUUGUUGCCUUAGACUCAAACAAAAUAUAACCUGAUCACGCGUUCGUGUGAGACUGUGUACACCUGGGGCAGUACUCACAUCGACAACCCACAACUUUUGAUUUCGUCACUGUUGUCGCGGACAUUCGAUUUGGACUUCCUCCUGUCAGUGCUUGUGCUUGGUUGUCACAUUGUUGAGUUGUGCGCUUCAUCUAGUGGAGAAAUUGAUUAACAAUCAAACAAAAGCAGUGCAGCAGGAUCCUAUCAUUUAGUUUCAUUUAACCGUUAUAGCCCCAAUACAUCAAGCGAGACAUUUUAUCAGCAUGGAACUCCAGUGUGACAUUUGUUUUGCCAAUUAUGAUAUGGAAGCCUAUCGUCCCAAGAGCUUGCCUUGCGGACACACCUUCUGUAAAUGUUGCGUCCAGAAUCCUGGUCUGGGAAGGAAGUGCCCCACUUGUAGGAAGGACCUGGCGGCGGACCCUGACGGCCUCCCCGACAACAUCCUAGCCAUUCAGCUCAUUGAGAACGAUGGCGCCCCACUCCGCAAGAGGCCAAGGAGAGAAGAUCCAGAGGUGCAGCAGCUGCAGCGCGGCGUGGACGCGGCCAGAAAGGUGGUGGACGCGCUGCGGCUCGCGGUCCCCAAGGCCGUGGAGGCGCUUAACCGCCAGCUCGACAUGUCAGUCGCCCAGCUCCGCCAACUGGAGGAGGCCCUGGAGCAGCAGGUGCAGCGGAGGGCUGGCGGCGACCAGGGCUCCUCGCCGGAGCAGCUGCAGACGGCUGAGCAGAUGGAGGACAGCCUCCGCUUGCUCACCACAAACAACUGCAGCGUCGUCGUAGGGGAGAAUGGUUCCAGCUGGAAGGCCUCUGUACAGCUCAGCGAAUCCUCCGACAUUCUGCGCCUUUUGUUGCUGCAGCUGCGGGCGGACGGCCAGCUGGCAAAGGUUGACGGCAUCCCCGUUUCCUCCUCUGCAUCCGGAUACGUGGGACCGCCAAUGCUGGGCAUCCUCACCAUAAAGCGCACUGAUCUCACGGAGGGCAAUUUGAAAGUGGAUGAAAUCAUUCGAGCAAAACGUCGGAUGCAAAAUAUACGCAGUAUUAGAGGCUUACAGGGCGAGGGCUCGGACAAGCUCCUGCGUGUCGUGGCGUCGCACUCGCUCCACGUCGAGGAGCUCUGGUUCUCGGGCGAGGUUGAACCGAAAGUCAUGGAGGUGGUGCAGAAGAUGACCUCCCUCAAAAGACUUUUCUUUGAAAGCUUAGAAAACCAUGAUGACUACCCGGACCUGCCAUCGCAACUGGAAGAGCUUACUCUAAAUAGUCCAUGCGAGCAACAGCUGGACUCAGUAAUGCGAAUGCCUGGUCUGCGCAGUCUCAAGAUUUGGAACUACUUUGGCGCAAAUCUCACCUUUCCACCGUCGGAGUAUGGAACUCUGCGUUGGCUGGGCGUUUGCUUCGAUCCUGAGCACAAACCCACCAUGCUCUCCCUGAUCCGCGCACACUCCUCAUCACUUCAGGAGCUGCUGGUGUACUGUGGCAUCAGUGAUGUUGAAUUAGAUGGUAACUUUUACCUCCCAGACCUGGGCCAAGACUUGGCUGCCUGCGGCCUGGUGCACCUCCGGCGCCUCGUCCUUUAUCGUCCAAAAUUCGUUCCAUGCACGGAUAUCGCAGGCUGCCUGAUACAACUGCAGAACCUCCGCGGCUUCCUGCCCUCGUCCGUUGAGGUGGUUUGCGAUGAGUGUACUACCUCUGUUCUGUGGUAAAUGCUUAAGCACGCCCGCUUUAGGGCAAGCUCAAAAAAGCUCCCGUCGUCUAAGACAUGCGGUCAUAAUUUUCCUAAGAUUUUCCUGAAUUGUAAGCUGGAAUCAUAGAAAUAAAGCUUAC
This is a messenger RNA of Frankliniella occidentalis (western flower thrips), 1960 nucleotides long. RefSeq lists its product as uncharacterized. The transcript is spliced from 4 exons. Gene Ontology annotation, molecular function: ubiquitin protein ligase activity; metal ion binding. NCBI's taxonomy places the organism in Eukaryota, Metazoa, Arthropoda, Insecta, Thysanoptera, Thripidae. Bases 406 to 1839 code for a protein of 477 amino acids. The record is from RefSeq and is a predicted model, not a curated record. Gene Ontology annotation, biological process: protein ubiquitination.